Messenger RNA from Ostertagia ostertagi, 375 nucleotides. The record is from the annotation of a GenBank genome assembly. NCBI's taxonomy places the organism in Eukaryota, Metazoa, Nematoda, Chromadorea, Rhabditida, Trichostrongylidae.
AUGCUUGACCAUCGUCAACUACCACCAACAACAAUGUGGCUACUGUUCGCAAUUUUCACUGCUCUCCUCACUACAGUGCUCUCGCAGUACGGCUCCUACUACUCUCAGUACGGCUAUUCCCGACCAUCGUACUACUCCAGUCCUUAUGGAUACAACCAAUACUCCUCCUAUGGCUAUAAUCAGUACCCAGGUUACUAUCAGCAAUACAACAGCUAUCGAGCUCCUUCGCUGUUAGGAAGACUCUUCGGAGGUGGUGGCUACAACGUCGACCGCUACGGAAAUUCUUACAUCGGUACGCCGAGUGUCGGCUUCUUUCCUCACCUGCAAUGGUCGAGGAUGUGCUACACGCGGAUAGCAAACACAGAUGCUAGACAG